AUGGUAGAAGACACCGAAAUGAGGAUCAAAGGAAGCAGAAAAGGCAAGAACACCCAGGUUUGGGUCAACAAUGAUGCCACGAAUGAGAACAAGCCAGAGGCCAUUGACAAUGAAGCUGACAAAGACACCAAUUCCAACUCCAACUUCAAUGAUGGUGACAAGCGAUAUAACUUUCACACCCUAGCAAAGCUCCUCAAACCUGUGCCAAAGCUCAUAGAAUACAAUGUAAAUUACCUUGUUCUAGAUGUAAUCAAGGAGUACCUUACUUUCAAUCAAGUAUGGAGAAAGAUCGAAAAUGGUCUCAUGAAUGAAGCCACCAAGAUGUCUCACAGACUUGUGCUCAUCUCACAGCUCAAUGAUAUAAAAAUGUUUCACUCAGAUGCCAGAAAGCUAAUUCAAGAGAUCUGGUCCAUACAGACUGAAAGUAGCCUCCUUGGCAAACCAUUUGCUGAUGAUACAUUGUUCUUGGCUCUGCAGAAAUGCACGAUCCAGCAUCUGGUGUAUAAGGAGAUGGUUGCCACCAUCCAUCAAAUUGAUUUCAACACCCUUGCCACCACACUAAGCAUCUGGCAGACUGCUGUCGAGAGUGUCCCCAUGCAAAAGAUCGACCCCUGA
Molecule: messenger RNA, 615 nt
Organism: Ustilago hordei
Lineage: Eukaryota; Fungi; Basidiomycota; Ustilaginomycetes; Ustilaginales; Ustilaginaceae
Exons: 2
Coding region: 1-615 (204 amino acids)
Source: RefSeq, a predicted model, not a curated record